Molecule: messenger RNA, 4579 nt
Organism: Seriola aureovittata
Lineage: Eukaryota; Metazoa; Chordata; Actinopteri; Carangiformes; Carangidae
Product: potassium voltage-gated channel subfamily H member 2-like
Exons: 22
Coding region: 179-3940 (1253 amino acids)
Biological process (GO): membrane repolarization during action potential; regulation of heart rate by cardiac conduction; potassium ion transmembrane transport
Cellular component (GO): membrane
Molecular function (GO): inward rectifier potassium channel activity
Source: RefSeq, a predicted model, not a curated record
ACAAACCAAACUCCGUCAGAUCCUCCCUUUUUUUUUCUUUUUUCCUUUUCUUUUUGUUUUACAACUUUUAUAUCCGACUAAAUAAAAAGGUGCGUGAAAGCAGCGUGUUGGACAAAUCGGAACCUGCUCUGGUCUGAGCCAAUCAGUGCCACAGGAAGCUUUACAACCGGUCCGAGCCAUGCCGGUGAGACGGGGCCAUGUGGCGCCGCAGAACACCUUCCUGGACACAAUUAUCCGCAAGUUCGAGGGACAAAAUAGAAAGUUUAUCAUCGCCAACGCGCAGGUGGAGAACUGUGCCAUUAUUUUCUGUAAUGACGCCUUCUGUGGGAUGUGUGGUUAUACCCGGGCUGAGGUGAUGCAGAAACCCUGCACCUGUAGCUUCCUGUACGGACCUCACACCCGGAGACCAGCGGUGGCCCAGAUGGCGAAAGCUCUGCUGGGAGUGGAGGAGAGAAAGGUGGAGAUUUCCCUCUACACUAAAGACGGAGUGUGUUUCAGCUGUGAGAUAGACGUGGUCCCAGUGAAGAAUGAGGACGGCUUGGUCAUCAUGUUUAUCCUCAACUUUGAGCUUCCCACUGACCCCAGACCAGCCCACAGCUCUCCAGACAGAGAGCUCAGCAGAGUGCUGCGUAUCCCCUGGAUCAACAUGGCUUGGCCACAGCGUCUGCGCCUCCUCCUCCGCUCCCUCUGCCCCAGUUCAGGUGUGUCGUCACAGGACACAGAGCUGGGUUCCCCUCGUGCCGACCUCCUUCCCUUCGGACGGGAGUCCGUGGCCCUGGACAAACUGCUGUCCCUCCCUGAGAGACAACAUCUGGAGGAGGCGGGAGCUAGACUGCUGCUCUGGGACAGAGAAGAGGAGGAGGAGGAGGCGGAAGAGGAGGAGGCGGAAGAGGAGGAGGAGCUGAUAAGAGGAGGAGAGAGGGAAGACUUGUCGGUGCCCAGGCCCAGUGAGGAAGACAGAAAGAGAAGAGAAGGAGGUGAUGCUGAUGGGUUUCUGGUGGAUACAAGAACAGGAGGAGGAGGAGGAGGAGGAAGAGGAGGAAGAAGACGUGGGGGGUUUCACACAGGUCUGCCCACAGCUCCCACCUCCACACCCCCCGCCUCCUCACAUGCUCCACCAAGGAGAGAGGAGAGAAGGAGAGGUGAAGACGACUCUCCUCUUCACAUCCACCCUCCCUCCAGCAGCUUCGAUGGCAGCUGUGUGAGUUUGAAACACUCCUCCUCGGUGGAUGAUAUGAAGAGUGGGCAGAGUUACUGGGACAAGAGGCUGCAGUUGAGACACAGCUGCACCGCAGGUAUAGUAACCAUCAGAAAGACCAGCGGGCCGGCUGGGAUGUCAGACACUGAUUUGCGUUGCCGAUCCAACAGCCAGCUGAUCUCCCAGAGCCCACUGGACACAAAGACUGACGCCUUCAUGGCGUUACCUCCUGGUGAAAUCAGACCUCCUUGUAAACUGAUCGACAGAACGCACCACGUCACUGAGAAGGUCACGCAGGUUCUGUCUCUGGGUGCCGAUGUGUUGCCGGAGUAUAAGCUGCAGACUCCCAGGAUCCAGAAGUGGACCAUCCUCCACUACAGUCCGUUCAAGGCUGUGUGGGACUGGGUCAUUCUCCUCUUAGUCAUUUACACAGCGAUUUUCACCCCGUACUCUGCCACAUUUCUACUGAGCGACCAGCAGGAGGCAGCCAUGCAGACCUGUGGUUACUCCUGCUCUCCCCUCAACGUGGUGGAUCUUAUAGUGGACAUCAUGUUCAUUGUUGACAUCAUCAUCAACUUCAGGACCACAUACGUUAACUCCAACGACGAGGUGGUGAGCCAGUCUUCACGGAUCGCAGUCCACUACUUCAAAGGCUGGUUCCUCAUCGACAUGGUGGCAGCCAUUCCCUUCGACCUCCUCAUCUACCGCUCAGGAGAGGAGGUGGUUAGGGGAGGAGGAGAGGGAGAGACCACCACGCUGAUUGGUUUACUGAAGACAGCUCGGUUACUGCGAUUGGUUCGUGUAGCCAGGAAGUUGGACCGUUACUCGGAGUAUGGCGCUGCCGUCCUCUUCCUCCUCAUGUGCUCCUUCGCCCUCAUCGCCCACUGGCUGGCCUGCAUCUGGUACGCCAUAGGUAAUGUGGACCGGUCAGCCUCGGCGGGGAUCGGCUGGUUGGACACUCUGGGCGAUCAGCUGGGGAAGCCGUACAACGACUCCAUCACGGAGUCCGGUCCCUCCAUCAGAGAUAAAUAUGUCACAGCUCUGUACUUCACCUUCAGCAGUCUGACCAGCGUCGGCUUCGGAAAUGUCUCGCCGAACACCAACUCUGAGAAGAUCUUCUCCAUUUGUGUCAUGCUCAUCGGCGCUUUGAUGUACGCCAGUAUUUUCGGUAAUGUGUCGGCCAUCAUCCAGCGGCUUUACUCUGGUACAGCGCGCUACCACGCCCAGAUGAUGAAAGUCCGAGAGUUCCUCCGCUUCCACCAGAUCCCCAACCCUCUGAAGCAGCGGCUGGAGGAAUACUUCCAACACGCGUGGUCAUACACGAAUGGGAUAGACAUGAACGCUGUUUUAAAAGGUUUCCCAGAGUGUCUCCAGGCAGAUAUCUGUCUCCACCUCAACAGGUCGCUGCUGCAGAACUGUAAGGCUUUCAAAGGAUCCACUAAGGGAUGUCUGAGAGCCCUAGCCAUGAAGUUUAAGACCACCCACGCUCCUCCCGGCGACACCCUCGUCCAUGCCGGAGACCUGAUAUCAGACCUGUACUUCAUCUCCAGAGGAUCCAUAGAGAUCCUCAGAGGAGACAUGGUGGUAGCCAUACUGGGUAAGAACGAUAUCUUCGGGGAACCGAUCAAUCUGUACGUGCUGCCAGGAAAAUCCAGGGCUGAUGUCAGAGCUCUGACCUACUGUGACCUGCACAAGAUAAACAGAGAGGAUAUGCUGGAGGUUCUGGACAUGUAUCCUGAAUUCUGUGAAUCUUUCUGGUCCAACUUGGAGAUCACCUUCAGUCUCAGAGAUGAGAAUAAUGAAGCUGAGGAUCUUCUGAGUGGAGACGGCUUUGAUUGUGACGGGUUGAGCAGACCUCAGACGAAACACAAACUCUCUUCCACUCACACAGGUGACACCAUCUCCACAAAGAGACAGAACGCUGCCCACAGACGCAGAAGAAGACACAGUAACUGGGAGCAACGUGACCGAGGCCACAGCAAAGACGAUCAUAAACACACACUAUAUGUCCAGGUGUUCUCCAGUGAGGAAGAAGAGGAGGAUUCAGACGUGACCAGCUCUGCUCAGACGUCCGUACUUCAUGCUGCUGCCACAAACACCACCAGGAGAGAGAGGAGCUGGAACCCUGUAACAGGGGCGUCCAACAUCUUUACACUCUGGGGCUCAGAGAGUCGAGAGGGACACAUGUACCAGGAGGUGCCCUGCCCCCACAGCCUCCCCUCACCACCUCCUCAGCCUCCAUCUCUCCAGCUCCCUCACCUGCCCUCCUACAGCCCUCCUCCUCCUCCUCCUCCUCCUCCUACCACCACUAUCAUCUCUCGCAGGCAGGAGGUGGGGUUAGAGAACAGGCUGGAGGCACUGCAGCAACAGAUCAUCAGGUUGGAGUCUUGUAUGUCAGCACACAUCGGCACCAUCAUGCAGCUGCUGCAGAGGCAGAUGCCAGUAAUCCCGCCCUCCUACAGCACCCUGACAUCAACACCUAACACACCCUCCUCCCCCGGUCUCUCUCCCGCUAUUGCCUCCCCAUCUGGCACCACCCCCACCCCAACGACUGUUUUCCCCACAGACACAGACAAGUCACCAACCACCGACCCGCAGCAAAGGCAGCCAAGUGAAAACCAAGAUCAAGUCCCUCAACAACCUCCAGAAUCUAAUUCCCUCAGUUAUAAUUCCUCAGUCCUCCAUCUCACUGCCUCACCCCCCCUCAUCCAUGCAUCACCCCUUCACACGUCUUCAUAUUAGUCACUGUUUUCUCCCCCCGUCUUACCCUCCAAAUCAUCUCCACCUCUCCACCCACUCUUCAAAACUCCACCCAGGCCUCGUCCUCUGUUCUUCCUCAGACAGGUGUGUCAGCAUGACUCUCUUACAGUCACCGUUCCCACCCUCCCCACCCUCCCCCCACAGCCCUCUGCCUCACCGAUACUAUAAACCUUACUGUGGCAUGUUGAAUGAUCGUGAGUCUGAACUUCACAGGAGAACGGGAGAGAGAGAAAAAAUAUUCAGCUUAGUCUCACACUUCCAAUUAUUUUUCAUUUAAUUCUCAGCAAAAAAAAAAAGGAAUCAGAAUUAUGAAAAAACAUCAAGAGUCAAUAAAACAUGAGGUCCAAGUCAAGAAUGAUAUUUUUUACUAAUACUGACCUCUUACCUUUGCAAGGUGUGUUCAGAGAUCUAUCCUCCAGAUGUCCUUUGACUUUCCUCCCUGUCUCGCCCUCUUCUCACCUGGUCUGUUUGCUUGUCUCCUCCUCUCUCUGCUCACAUAUACAGUAUUUUAAUUCAGCCCAAUUUACAAUUAAGCUGUUCUCAUCCACAUGUUUUUUUUUCUAUUUAUCUGUAUUUUUUUUGAAUAAAUUAGUUACUUCAAAUUUUAGUUUUUUAAUUUUC